Macrobrachium nipponense is the source of this 1500-nucleotide messenger RNA. RefSeq names its product hemicentin-1-like. Gene Ontology annotation, molecular function: cell adhesion molecule binding. The coding region runs from base 1 to 1500 and encodes 499 amino acids. The transcript is spliced from 10 exons. Gene Ontology annotation, biological process: cell-cell adhesion. The record is from RefSeq and is a predicted model, not a curated record. Gene Ontology annotation, cellular component: plasma membrane; cell-cell junction. Lineage: Eukaryota; Metazoa; Arthropoda; Malacostraca; Decapoda; Palaemonidae.
AUGGAAAGACGUGCCCAGCGGGGUAGUGGAGCAACUCCAACUAUGAGGAAUGUAACCUUCCUUCCUUCCUUCCUUCCUUCCUUCUUGCACCCAUCCUGCAGAUACAAGUGGUGGAGAGGCCCCGUCCUGCUUCAGGAAGACCAAGAAGAGGGGGGCCUCCUGGAGAUGACAAGGGUGCAUCGCCAAGAGGCAGGAGGGUACUCUGUCACUGCUGAGAGCCUCAGGGGCAUCGUCAACGCCUCAUUCAUCCUCAACGUCCUCUACGGACCGGAGGGCGUGAUGGCGCCCAAGAGAGUGACAGUAGACGAGGGCGGUUCCACUGUCAUCGCCUGUUCGGCCAUAGGGAACCCCACCCCCAACGUCACCUGGUUUACCCACAAUAAUAAUUCCAGUGUUCGCGAGGUGUUAUCUUGGGGGGUAAGUGAGGCUCGACUCCUGAUCGACUUCGUCACCAGAGCUGACACUGGCUUCUACAGGUGCCUGGCUACCAACGUCGUGGGGACUUCCAAACCAGUGAAAACAGCUGUCGUCGUCACUCAGGCACCAGAACCGUUGGAAGAGGAACCCUUCAGGGACGACCUCCCGAACAGACCAUGGGCCAAGUUGGGCGGGACGGGGCGCCUCGAGUGUUUCGUAAAAGCGGCGCCGGCGCCCAAUUUUCGCUGGACCAUCAAUGAAGAUCGAGUCUUGUUUAACAGUCGUAAAUACUUCGUGAGGGGGCCACAUCUAAUAGAUGGGUUAGCAGAGUGGUCUUCUGUGCUGGAAAUAAGGAGCGUCACAGACAAGGACUACACGACGUAUACGUGUACUGCAUCGAAUUACAUGGGAACUUUGACCUCCAACCACACGCUCGGCCCUGCCAUUCCACCCCUCCAGGCAUAUAACCUCAGCGUCGUUAGCGUCAUGGGUACCACUGCUUUUACUCACCUGGAUUCACCGAGUCAAGGAACCACGCCCUCAGGAUAUACACUUAGAUAUCGGCCGCUACACGAUGAGGAAUAUCUAGCCGUGGUGGAAGAAGAAAUGAAGCAGAAACCAAGUAGCAGCAGGCAACCUCGCAUGCCCCGUCCUGAACCCUUCUUGCUAAUGUCCCUUGACUGGGGCCAGCCCUUUUGGUUCCUUAAAAACCAUAUCCAUCAUUAUCUGCCUUUCAUCAGACCGCGUUCGGCCACGAGCAGGAAAUACUCCAGAUCGUCCCUGCAUGACACAAGCGACUUCUUCGACAGUCAGGGGGGAAACGAGGACGAAAUCUCCCUAGACACUGAAGACGAAAUCUUCCCCAGACAUCAAGUAUUGGGCGCGAUGGCCGUAUCACAAAUCGUCGGCAAUGGUCUCACGUCUCAAUAUUUUCGAUUGAAUCUUGACGCUGCACCAGGGUCGGCCGACCAAGAAGAGCAGCACUUCGUGGUGGUUCCCGAGAGCGUCGAGGUGAACCUCGGGGAAGACGUCGUCCUCAGGUGCGUCGUCAGGAACCAGCAGGGGAGAGUCCAGUGGACGUAA